Rhinolophus ferrumequinum (greater horseshoe bat) is the source of this 1984-nucleotide messenger RNA. RefSeq names its product zinc finger protein 165 (gene ZNF165). The transcript is spliced from 4 exons. NCBI's taxonomy places the organism in Eukaryota, Metazoa, Chordata, Mammalia, Chiroptera, Rhinolophidae. Bases 441 to 1907 code for a protein of 488 amino acids. Gene Ontology annotation, molecular function: RNA polymerase II cis-regulatory region sequence-specific DNA binding; DNA-binding transcription factor activity, RNA polymerase II-specific. Gene Ontology annotation, biological process: regulation of transcription by RNA polymerase II. The record is from RefSeq and is a predicted model, not a curated record.
CAGCGGAACUCUCCCGGUCCUUCUGCCCCAGCAGCCGCACCAGGGACCCGGUCAUCCAUCGGGAGCCCUGCUCUUUCCGAACCGCCACCUUUCCGUGUUUGUUUACGUGUCCGCUUUGCUAUUUGUGUUGAAGCCUCAACACAAUUAUGCUCAGAAUGUUCAUGAGCUUGAAGUUGGUAAGCUUAAAUGUCUUGUUAAGACAUUUAAGAACCAGCUUUAGGAGGAGAUAUCAAAUCCUUGAGGAAAAGAUAAUUCUAGAGUUGUGGACUGUUUGAAAUGGAUGAGAAGUGAUGAAACACCUGGAGUCCUUCAGCUGUCUAAGGAGAUGACAUGUUGUGGAACCGGCACUUGGCGUGAUCACUGAAGUGAGAGCUCUUGAAACUGAAUAAGACUCUUCACAAAGCAGAAGUGGGUUUUCUGGUAAUUCCUUCAAUCUCAAGAUGACGACAGAAUCCAAGAAAGCCGCAGUUAAGCCUGUUCUGGAGGAUGAAAGACUUCUGAUAGUGAAGCUAGAAGAGGAAGAUUUUGUCUGGGGACAGGACACUUGCUCACCAAGAAGGGACUCUGUCAAGCAGGAGCUCUGCCGGCAACUUUUCAGGCAGUUCUGCUACCAGGAUGCCGCUGGGCCCCACGAGGUGCUGGGCCGGCUCCGGGAGCUCUGCCAUCAGUGGUUGGAGCCAGAAACCCACAGCAAGGAGCAGAUGCUGGAGCUCCUGGUGCUGGAGCAGUUCCUGAGCAUCCUGCCCGGGGAGCUCCAGGCCUGGGUGCGUGAACGUCACCCAGAGAGUGGUGAGGAGGCAGUGACCAUAGUGGAAGAUGUGAAGAAUGGCACUGAUGCAUCCGUGCUCCAGGUUCCAGUCCCUGGACGUGGACAAGAAAUGUUCAGGAGGAAGGUGGCACCUCCUGGACCAGCACUUAGUGACCAGUUCCAGCCAGUGGACACCACGGCCCAUCAUGUUUCCUCCGAAACCAGUCUCCCACUGGACAAUGAUAAUGAGAGUGAAAACAAUGGGGCUAUACCAAAUCUGGACCUUCAUGAAGAAAUGGAAUCACAGAGAAUUACGUCAGGAAGAAUUUCAGGAUUUGUAUCAGAAGGAUCUGCUGAGCCUCAGGACAUCUGUAAGUCUGCAGGAAGGAUAAAGAGGCAACAGGGAAAUGAACCUGGGGAGUGUCGGAGACCAUCAUCUGCUCAGGAUGGAGGUUGUAGCAAAAUCCUCACCCAUAAAAAUACUCUUACAGGUGAAAUAAUAAGCCAUGGUGGAUAUGAGAGAAGCUUAAACCUGAACUCAAAUACAGUUACACACCCAAAACCUUGUAAACAUGCUGCCUUUGAACAAAGUCUCAAAUGGAAUUUAGGUUUUAUUAAGCAUCAAAUAAUUUAUGCUGGAGAAAAAAUUCACCAAUAUGGAAAAUCUCUCAAGAGCCCAAACCUUAUUAAACAGGCAGCAAUUUUCAGUGGAGAGAAAACUCAUCAUUGCAACGAAUGUGGGAAAGCUUUCAGACACAGCUCCAAGCUUCUCAGACAUCAGAGAAUCCACAGUGGAGAGAGACCGUAUGAGUGUAAUGAGUGUGGGAAAGGCUUUGGGGGGAGCUCAGAUCUUACCAGACACCAGAGAGUCCACACUGGCGAAAGACCCUUUGAAUGCACAGAAUGUGGACGAGCAUUCAGCCUGAACUCACAUCUUAUCCUGCAUCAGAGAAUUCACACCAGAGAGAAACCCUAUGAAUGCAGCGAAUGUGGGAAAAACUUCAGAGUGAGCUCACACCUUAUUCGACACUUGAGAAUCCACACUGGAGAGAAACCCUAUGAAUGCAGCGAGUGUGGGAGAGCUUUCAGUCAGAGCUCACACCUUAGUCAACAUCAGAGAAUUCACACGAGGGAAGACCUAUUAAUGGAAGGGACUUAAAUUCGUAUGAAAUGCUAAGAAAAUAGUAAAACAUGAAAAACAUGGAGUACACAAUAAAUGUUGGGUGAGAUGAAUGA